AUGCAUCUCUCUUUGCAGACGAUGCAAGCAGCACGGUGCCCGACAGAUGAGUUGUCGCUGACAAAUUGCGCCGUGGUCAGCGAGAAAGAUCUGCAGUCCGGACAACAUGUUACGGUGAAGACCACACCCAACCAUAAAUUUGUGUUUACAGUCAAGACUCAUCACACUGUGGCACCUGGUUCAAUCGCCUUUAGCCUUCCACAGCGAAAAUGGGCCGGCCUCUCCAUUGGCCAGGAGGUGGAAGUCUCCAACUACAACUUUGACAAGUCCAAGCAGUGCAUUGGAGCCAUGACGAUCGAAAUUGACUUCCUGCAAAAGAAAAGUACAGACUCCUCACCUUAUGACUCGGACAAGAUGGCUGCCGAGUUCAUCCAGAAGUUCAACAGCCAGGGCUUCUCUGUCACACAGCAGCUGGUUUUCAGUUUCUGUGACAAACUCUUUGGACUGGUCGUCAAAGACAUUGAGGCAAUGGAUGCCAGCAUCCUCAAAGGUGAAGCCGCCUCUGGAAAGAAACCACAGAAGAUUGAUGUUGGGCUGUUGGUGGGGAACAGCCAAGUGAUUUUUGAGAAGGCGGAGAGUUCAUCCUUGACACUUGUUGGGAAAGCAAAGACCAAGGAAGCCCGUCAGACAAUCAUCAACCCAGACUGGAACUUUGAGAAAAUGGGCAUUGGAGGUUUGGAUAAGGAAUUCUCUGACAUUUUCCGAAGAGCUUUUGCCUCGCGAGUCUUCCCUCCUGACAUUGUGGAGCAGAUGGGCUGUAAGCACGUGAAGGGUAUCUUGCUGUUUGGACCUCCAGGCUGUGGUAAAACCCUAAUGGCAAGACAGAUUGGCAAAAUGCUUAAUGCCCGUGAGCCAAAGAUUGUCAACGGCCCCGAAAUCCUCAACAAAUAUGUGGGCGAGUCCGAGGCCAACAUUCGCAAGUUGUUCGCUGACGCAGAAGAUGAGCAAAAGCGGCUGGGAGCCAACAGCGGCCUUCAUAUCAUCAUUUUUGAUGAGUUGGAUGCCAUUUGUAAGCAGAGGGGCACAGGGGCUAGCAGCACAGGUGUGCACGACACUGUGGUCAACCAGCUUCUAUCCAAAAUUGACGGCGUGGAGCAACUCAACAAUAUUCUGGUCAUCGGAAUGACCAACAGGCCUGACCUGAUCGAUGAUGCCCUCAUGAGGCCUGGCAGGUUUGAAGUCAAAAUGGAAAUUGGUCUUCCUGAUGAGAAAGGCCGCGUUCAGAUUCUCACUAUUCACACAAACAAGAUGCGAAACUUCAACUUAUUGGCUCAAGAUGUCAACAUACCAGAACUAGCAGCCGAGACCAAGAACUACAGCGGCGCAGAGCUGGAGGGAUUGGUCAGGGCCGCCCAGUCCACUGCAAUGAACCGACACAUCAAGGCUACGUCUACAGUUGAGGUUGACAUGGAGAGGGCCGAGAAGCUGCAGGUCACCAGAUCUGACUUCAUGGGAUCCCUCAACAAUGACAUUAAACCUGCAUUUGGCACCAACCAGGAGGAUUACUCCAGCUACAUCAUGAAUGGCAUCAUCAAAUGGGGUGACCCAGUUUCACAUAUCCUCGAUGAUGGAGAGCUACUGGUACAGCAGACCAAGAACAGUGAUCGCACACCACUGGUGGCUGUGCUGCUGGAGGGUCCACCACACAGUGGCAAAACAGCUCUGGCUGCCAAGAUAGCAGAGGACUCUCAGUUCCCCUUCAUUAAGAUCUGUUCUCCGGACAAGAUGAUUGGACACUCAGAGAUCUCUAAGUGUCAGGCUAUUAAAAAGGUCUUCGAUGACGCUUACAAAUCCCAGCUCAGCUGUGUGGUGGUUGAUGACAUUGAACGUCUGCUUGACUAUGUCCCAAUCGGACCGCGUUUCUCCAAUCUGGUUCUUCAAGCCUUGCUGGUGCUCCUGAAGAAAGCACCACCCAAGGGUCGAAAGCUGCUCAUCGUUGGCACCACCAGCAGGAAGGAUGUCCUACAGGAGAUGGAGAUGUUGGACGCCUUCAGCACCACCAUCCACAUUCCAAACAUCUCUACCGGAGAGCAGCUUGUUGAUGCUUUAGAGCUUCUGGGGAGCUUCACAGACAAAGAGAGGGCCAGCAUUGCUCAGCAGCUUAAAGGAAAGCGAGUCUGGAUCGGCAUCAAGAAACUCCUUGUGCUUAUCGAGAUGUCGCUGCAGAUGGACCAAGAUUACAGAGUGACCAAGUUCCUGACUCUGCUUCGAGAUGAGGGAGCGUUGAAUGAGGGUAACCAAAUCCGAAUUUAA
Messenger RNA from Nerophis lumbriciformis (worm pipefish), 2253 nucleotides. The record is from RefSeq and is a predicted model, not a curated record. NCBI's taxonomy places the organism in Eukaryota, Metazoa, Chordata, Actinopteri, Syngnathiformes, Syngnathidae.